AGCUAGAUCUAAUCCAAAAGACAAUCUCCCUUAAUCCGCGCCUGUUGGACUGGUUACUUUGGUCUUUGGCAGCUUCUGAGGUGAUCAACUGCAAUUUUCGGCUUCGUAUCACGUGAGAAAGCGGUAUCAGUGACUGCGUUGAAGGCAAGGACUCUUCCACGCCAGCCAACCAACAGGCAUCAUGCAAAUCUUCGUUAAAACGUUAACCGGGAAAACGAUCACGCUUGAUGUUGUGCCUACAGAGACGGUACUAGAUAUAAAGAGUAAGAUUGAAGAGCGCGAAGGCAUCGAUCCGGAUCAGCAACGGAUUAUCUUCGCCGGAAAGCAGCUGGAGAAUGGUCGUAUCAUAUCCGACUACAACAUCCAGCAUGGAUCAACGAUGCAUUUGGUACUCCGGUUGAAAGGUGGCAUGCAGAUCUUCGUGCGAAUGCUUACGGGCAAAACGAUAGCAAUCGACACGGAACCGGAAGCAACGGUCGAAAGUGUGAAGAAACAGAUCGAUGAACGUGAAGAGAUCCCUCCGAAUCAGCAGCGCAUGAUCUUCGCGGGCAAGCAACUGGAGGAUGGCCGCACCUUGGAGGAAUACAGCAUCAUUAAGGGAUCUACGAUUCAUCUGGUCCUGCGUCUCAAGGGUGGCAUGCAGAUCUUCGUCAAGAUGUUGACCGGCAAGACCAUUGCGGUGGACACGGAAUCGGAAGCUACGAUCGAAAGUGUGAAGAAGCAAAUCGAUGAGCGAGAGGAAAUUCCCCCCAAUCAGCAGCGUAUGAUCUUCGCGGGCAAACAAUUGGAGGACGGACGCACGCUGGAAGAAUACAGCAUCAUCAAAGGUUCUACCAUUCACCUUGUUUUGCGACUGAAAGGCGGUAUGCAGAUUUUCGUGAAGACCCUGACGGGAAAGACCAUCACUCUGGAGGUUGAGCCAUCCGAUACGAUUGAGAACGUGAAGGCUAAGAUUCAGGAUAAGGAAGGCAUCCCUCCAGAUCAGCAGCGUCUUAUCUUCGCUGGAAAGCAGCUGGAGGAUGGUCGUACUCUGUCCGACUACAACAUCCAAAAGGAAUCGACUCUCCAUCUGGUGCUCCGUCUUCGUGGAGGAAUGCAGAUUUUCGUAAAGACCCUGACAGGAAAGACCAUCACUCUGGAGGUCGAGCCAUCCGAUACGAUUGAGAACGUGAAGGCUAAGAUUCAGGAUAAGGAAGGCAUCCCUCCAGAUCAGCAGCGUCUCAUCUUCGCUGGAAAGCAACUGGAGGAUGGUCGUACGCUGUCCGACUACAACAUCCAAAAGGAAUCGACUCUCCAUCUGGUGCUCCGUCUUCGUGGUGGAAUGCAGAUUUUCGUGAAGACCCUGACAGGAAAGACCAUCACUCUGGAGGUCGAGCCAUCCGAUACGAUUGAGAACGUGAAGGCUAAGAUUCAGGAUAAGGAAGGCAUCCCUCCAGAUCAGCAGCGUCUCAUCUUCGCUGGAAAGCAACUGGAGGAUGGUCGUACUCUGUCCGACUACAACAUCCAAAAGGAAUCGACUCUCCAUCUGGUGCUCCGUCUCCGUGGUGGAAUGCAGAUUUUCGUGAAGACCCUGACAGGAAAGACCAUCACUCUGGAGGUCGAGCCAUCCGAUACGAUUGAGAACGUGAAGGCUAAGAUUCAGGAUAAGGAAGGCAUCCCUCCAGAUCAGCAGCGUCUUAUCUUCGCUGGAAAGCAACUGGAGGAUGGUCGUACUCUGUCCGACUACAACAUCCAAAAGGAAUCGACUCUCCAUCUGGUGCUCCGUCUCCGUGGUGGAAUGCAGAUUUUCGUGAAGACCCUGACAGGAAAGACCAUCACUCUGGAGGUCGAGCCAUCCGAUACGAUUGAGAACGUGAAGGCUAAGAUUCAGGAUAAGGAAGGCAUCCCUCCAGAUCAGCAGCGUCUCAUCUUCGCUGGAAAGCAACUGGAGGAUGGUCGUACUCUGUCCGACUACAACAUCCAAAAGGAAUCGACUCUCCAUCUGGUGCUCCGUCUCCGUGGUGGAAUGCAGAUUUUCGUGAAGACCCUGACAGGAAAGACCAUCACUCUGGAGGUCGAGCCAUCCGAUACGAUUGAGAACGUGAAGGCUAAGAUUCAGGAUAAGGAAGGCAUCCCUCCAGAUCAGCAGCGUCUUAUCUUCGCUGGAAAGCAACUGGAGGAUGGUCGUACGCUGUCCGACUACAACAUCCAAAAGGAAUCGACUCUCCAUCUGGUGCUCCGUCUUCGUGGUGGAAUGCAGAUUUUCGUGAAGACCCUGACGGGAAAGACCAUCACUCUGGAGGUCGAGCCAUCCGAUACGAUUGAGAACGUGAAGGCUAAGAUUCAGGAUAAGGAAGGCAUCCCUCCAGAUCAGCAGCGUCUCAUCUUCGCUGGAAAGCAACUGGAGGAUGGUCGUACUCUGUCCGACUACAACAUCCAAAAGGAAUCGACUCUCCAUCUGGUGCUCCGUCUCCGUGGUGGAAUGCAGAUUUUCGUGAAGACCCUGACAGGAAAGACCAUCACUCUGGAGGUCGAGCCAUCCGAUACGAUUGAGAACGUGAAGGCUAAGAUUCAGGAUAAGGAAGGCAUCCCUCCAGAUCAGCAGCGUCUUAUCUUCGCUGGAAAGCAACUGGAGGAUGGUCGUACUCUGUCCGACUACAACAUCCAAAAGGAAUCGACUCUCCAUCUGGUGCUCCGUCUCCGUGGUGGAAUGCAGAUUUUCGUGAAGACCCUGACAGGAAAGACCAUCACUCUGGAGGUCGAGCCAUCCGAUACGAUUGAGAACGUGAAGGCUAAGAUUCAGGAUAAGGAAGGCAUCCCUCCAGAUCAGCAGCGUCUUAUCUUCGCUGGAAAGCAACUGGAGGAUGGUCGUACGCUGUCCGACUACAACAUCCAAAAGGAAUCGACUCUCCAUCUGGUGCUCCGUCUUCGUGGUGGAAUGCAGAUUUUCGUGAAGACCCUGACGGGAAAGACCAUCACUCUGGAGGUCGAGCCAUCCGAUACGAUUGAGAACGUGAAGGCUAAGAUUCAGGAUAAGGAAGGCAUCCCUCCAGAUCAGCAGCGUCUCAUCUUCGCUGGAAAGCAACUGGAGGAUGGUCGUACUCUGUCCGACUACAACAUCCAAAAGGAAUCGACUCUCCAUCUGGUGCUCCGUCUCCGUGGUGGAAUGCAGAUUUUCGUGAAGACCCUGACAGGAAAGACCAUCACUCUGGAGGUCGAGCCAUCCGAUACGAUUGAGAACGUGAAGGCUAAGAUUCAGGAUAAGGAAGGCAUCCCUCCAGAUCAGCAGCGUCUCAUCUUCGCUGGAAAGCAACUGGAGGAUGGUCGUACUCUGUCCGACUACAACAUCCAAAAGGAAUCGACUCUCCAUCUGGUGCUCCGUCUCCGUGGUGGAAUGCAGAUUUUCGUGAAGACCCUGACAGGAAAGACCAUCACUCUGGAGGUCGAGCCAUCCGAUACGAUUGAGAACGUGAAGGCUAAGAUUCAGGAUAAGGAAGGCAUCCCUCCAGAUCAGCAGCGUCUUAUCUUCGCUGGAAAGCAACUGGAGGAUGGUCGUACGCUGUCCGACUACAACAUCCAAAAGGAAUCGACUCUCCAUCUGGUGCUCCGUCUUCGUGGUGGAAUGCAGAUUUUCGUGAAGACCCUGACGGGAAAGACCAUCACUCUGGAGGUCGAGCCAUCCGAUACGAUUGAGAACGUGAAGGCUAAGAUUCAGGAUAAGGAAGGCAUCCCUCCAGAUCAGCAGCGUCUCAUCUUCGCUGGAAAGCAACUGGAGGAUGGUCGUACUCUGUCCGACUACAACAUCCAAAAGGAAUCGACUCUCCAUCUGGUGCUCCGUCUCCGUGGUGGAAUGCAGAUUUUCGUGAAGACCCUGACAGGAAAGACCAUCACUCUGGAGGUCGAGCCAUCCGAUACGAUUGAGAACGUGAAGGCUAAGAUUCAGGAUAAGGAAGGCAUCCCUCCAGAUCAGCAGCGUCUUAUCUUCGCUGGAAGCAACUGGAGGAUGGUCGUACUCUGUCCGACUACAACAUCCAAAAGGAAUCGACUCUCCAUCUGGUGCUCCGUCUUCGUGGGGGAGUGUAUUAACUUGAAUAAAAUGAGAUUUCUCUGAUUUA
This is a messenger RNA of Anopheles darlingi, 4094 nucleotides long. Its product is annotated as polyubiquitin-C-like. Lineage: Eukaryota; Metazoa; Arthropoda; Insecta; Diptera; Culicidae. Gene Ontology annotation, molecular function: protein tag activity; ubiquitin protein ligase binding. Gene Ontology annotation, cellular component: cytoplasm; nucleus. The record is from RefSeq and is a predicted model, not a curated record. Gene Ontology annotation, biological process: modification-dependent protein catabolic process; protein ubiquitination.